AUGGUCAAACAAUCCUCCGCCGCAGGCGUCCUUGCCCUUCUGCAGGAUCCAAAUCCAACGUUCAAGGAACUAGCGCUUGAUAGAUUACGCCCACUUGUGCCACAGUUCUGGGCAGAGAUCUCUGAACAUAUCGCCUUAAUUGAGGCUCUAUAUGAGAGUAAUGAACUUUCUAAACCAGCUAGAGAUGCCGCUGCACUUGUUGCCAGCAAAGUUUACUACUUCCUAGGGGAAUACGACGAGGCACUCUCUUUCGCACUUGGGUCAGGAAACGCGUUCCAGAACGAGACUCGCUCCCAUGGAUCAGAAGAAUAUAUCGAGACGAUAGUGUCCAAAGCUAUCGACCGCUACAUCCAGGCACGCUCUGCCGAGCAAUCAGGCAGUAAAGAGAAGAUCGACCCACUUCUGCAAGCUACUGUUGAAGGUAUCUUUAACCGAUGCAUCGGAGAGGGCGAGUUUAAGCAGGCUAUCGGUAUCGCGUUAGAAUCCCACCGCCUAGAUGUUAUUUCAUAUAUCUAUUCCAAGACACAAGACGUAUCUCUUCUAUCGUACGCUAUGGAUGGUGUUCUCGACACCGGAUUCUCACUUUCAUACCGAGAUCAAGUCCUCCGUUUUCUCUUUCCUCUAUUUCCUCGACCAACUGCAGGCGAUGCAUCUCCGCAUGUCCACGCCCUCACCCGCUUACUUGUUACUCUCAGUGAUCCAAGCCUUACCAUACCCUUUAUCUCAUCUCUUGUUUCCACUGAACAACUAUUGGCGUAUCAAUUCGCUUUUGACUUGGUGGAAGGAGGAUCACAAGACUUUCUCGAAACCUUGAGGAAUGACUUGCCAGAAGGUGAUACGAAAACCAAACCUGUAUACGAUAAGCUUCGCACGAUUUUGACCGGCAAAGAAUCUGUCAAAUUGUAUCGUGAAUUCCUCAAGCGCAACAACCAAACCGAUCUUUUAAUCUUGAAGAACACCAAGGAUGCACUAGAGCCCAGAUCCUCGAUAUACCACACUGCCCUCACCCUUCAAAAUGCAUUUAUGCACGCCGGGACAACUUCCGACAUUUUCCUUAGAGAGAACUUGGAGUGGCUCGGCCUGGCUUCAAACUGGUCGAAGUUCUCUGCAACAGCUGGCCUGGGUGUCAUCCACAAAGGUUACUUCGAACAGGGCCAAACAAUUCUAGGUCCAUACCUUCCCCAACCAGGAGGCGAGAGCAAUGUUGCGGGAGCUGCCUAUUCAGAAGGUGGUGCUCUCUAUGCUCUGGGCUUGAUCAACGCUGGUUGUGGAAAUUCUGUGACAGCUUACCUUAGAGAUGCUUUGAAAGCUGCUCAAGGGGAAGUGGUGCAGCACGGUGCUGCUCUAGGACUUGGCGUAGCUGCUAUGGGCUCUAAAAGUAUGGAGGCAUUUGAAGAUUUGAAAACUGUUCUCUUCACCGAUUCAGCCGUUGCUGGUGAAGCGUCAGGUUUUGCGAUGGGCUUGGUAAUGCUCGGCACAGCGUCUGCAACACCCGUUGACGAGAUGCUGACGUAUGCCAGGGAGACUGCACAUGAAAAGAUUAUACGCGGUCUUGCCGUGGGCAUUGCCUUUAUCUUUUACGGACGACAGGAAGAGGCAGACGACAUUAUCAAGGUCCUGCUUGCUGAGAAGGAUCCCAUUUUGCGAUACGGUGGAGUCUACACUUUAGCCCUUGCCUAUGCAGGCACUGCAAACAAUGACGCUGUUCGCAAGCUUUUGCAUAUUGCAGUGUCCGAUACUUCUGACGAUGUUCGACGAGCUGCUGUGACUUCAUUGGCAUUUCUUCUGUUCAAAAAUCCAGCUCAGGUACCACGCGUUGUGCAAUUGCUAAGCGAGAGUUAUAAUCCCCAUGUACGAUGUGGUGCUACCCUUGCCCUUGGAAUUGCAUGUGCCGGGACUGGCCUGCCGGAUGCAGUUGAGAUUUUGGAACCCAUGACCAAAGAUAGUGUCGACUUUGUUCGUCAAGGAGCUUUCAUCGCCCUUGGUAUGAUCCUCGUCGAGCAAUCCGAGGCAUCCUCGGCUUCGUUCGCACCCACGCGUGCGAAAUACAACAAAGUAACCUCUGAUAAACAUGAGGACCCAAUGGCGCGCUUUGGUGCAGCUAUUGGACAAGGUCUUAUUGAUGCUGGAGGAAGGAAUGUGACCAUCAGUUUACAGAGCCGUGCUGGAAGCACCAAUACCAGCGCGAUUGUUGGUAUGGUCUUAUUCUGCCAGUUCUGGUACUGGUAUCCUUUGGCACAUUGUGCUUGCUUGGCAUUCUCCCCUACCGGUAUCAUUGGUUUAAAUGGUGACUUGAAGGCGCCCAAAUUCGAGUACAUCUCCAACGCCAGGCCUAGUCUUUUCGCCUAUCCUUCUUCAACCAAACCUCCUAAGAAGGAAACAGUUGCAAAAGUUGCCACAGCUGUGCUUUCGACUACUGCCAAGGUUAAAGCAAGAGAAAAGAAGAAAGCUGCUACUCCAGGAGAUACGAUGGAUUUGGAUAAACAGGAAGGAGAUGCAGACGUUGAAAUGAAACCCGACGAUGUGUCACCCAAAGAUGGGGACGUGUCACCAAUCAUUCAGUCAGUUUCCAACCUUGCAGAUGACAAUAAGGCGACAGCUUCUAGUUCACGGCAGAAGAAGGCAGAGCCUUCUUCUGAAUUGCGUCCCAACUUUUCUCGAGUGACGCCUAGCCAACUAGCCUAUAUCACAUUCCCAACCGAUGGCAGAUACCAACCCGUAAGAGCUGUUUCAUCAAAAACGACACUAUCAAAAUCUGGAAAAGCAGUCGCUGCUCAAAGCGUAUCUUCUGCUUUAGGUUUGGGCUCAGAAAGAUACGCUGGCGGUGGUGGCAUUCUUAUUCUUUCCGACCUUCGACCGAAUGAGGAGGCUGAAUUUAUUGAAAUUGAAACAGCGCCUGCGGUGCCAGCUGCCCCUGAGGCUGCUCCUCCAAGUAAUACCAACGCUCCGGCGCCUCAGCCUACGGGUCGUCACAUCGCCUUGGAUGAGAGUGCGCCUGAUGCAGAACCUCCAGAAGCGUUUGAGUAUCCUUUUGACAAUGACACAUAG
This is a messenger RNA of Psilocybe cubensis, 3048 nucleotides long. Its product is annotated as 26S proteasome non-ATPase regulatory subunit 1-like protein B. The transcript has 11 exons. Gene Ontology annotation, cellular component: proteasome storage granule; proteasome regulatory particle, base subcomplex; nucleus. Gene Ontology annotation, molecular function: enzyme regulator activity. Lineage: Eukaryota; Fungi; Basidiomycota; Agaricomycetes; Agaricales; Agrocybaceae. The record is from RefSeq and is a predicted model, not a curated record. Gene Ontology annotation, biological process: proteasome-mediated ubiquitin-dependent protein catabolic process; regulation of protein catabolic process. Bases 1 to 3048 code for a protein of 1015 amino acids.